UGUUUAGAUUAGACACUCCUAAGCAACAAGAAUCGCAUUGAUUGAGUUGAUAUGGUUCAUAGUUUUGAAGCCUAUUUUGGUUCUUAUGAUGCGCAGCACUGGCAGAGAACUUUUGUUCUCCAGUAUUUAAGCUGGUCAAGUGAUGAGGUGACCUAUUUUGCAUCUGGCAAUAUUUGAGAGACGAGUGUUGCAAGGAACUUUAGAUUUUCAGCUACAGUUUACCAUCCUUGUCAAUUUUGCGAAGAGAAAGCUGAAGCCUAUAUAGAGUGUUGGUAAGGCGCGACCUAUGGGUUAAUGUAUCAGUUGUCCCAGGAACCCAUGUUGUUAGGGAGGAGAAUGCCUCUUCAAGUUAUUUAUUUGGCCCAAUGCCCAUCAGAGUUGAGUUUCUUGUUUCUAGCAGACAAGUCUGGUAUUUGUCAUCAUACGUUCCAAAUACUUUGUUAAUUAUCAUGAGAGGAAAGAAUUGACUGGAGUUGUGUACAAUUAUGAAAUCCUUUCUCUUUUGGAAAAGUCUAAUUUGUUCGUGAGAGCAUCCAAGAAAGGUUUCGAAAUGCGAGGAGUUUUUAGUUUGAAGAAAGAUGUUAAAAUAGGUGUUUAAGGUGGAUUAACCACCAUUUUCUUCGUGUUUAUCUUGACGUGUAAAGUUUUGGCAGAAAGAUGUUAAAAUAGGUGUUUAAGGUGGAUUUAACAAUUAUAUCUAGAAUAUUGUGAUAACAGGAGAAUUUGUAUGAAUGAAUAUCUUCAGACACACACCAGAGUCAGGGGUAUGUCUGGGAUUGUUGUUUUUCCCCUGGAUUUCUCAAGGUUUUGUGCUUUCUACUCCUGUAAGAUUGGAAUGCCGAGCGGGUCCAGCCCAGGUGCUGCAGAAAACAAGCUGUGCGCAAUGGACCUAGUCCUAUCAACAAAGGCAACUCAUGAGUAAUGGUAUGUUCAUGAGUUGGACUGGCACUGGUAGAAAUAAAAUAGCAUCAUAAUUGUGGACUGAGGAAGCUUCCGUACACAACUUGCAGUCUAGUUGCGGUCAAGAAGAGACUUGAUAAAAGAAAAAAACGUGAUAUUUGAAUAACUGAUAUGAAGAUGUCGUGAAAAUCAAAGUUGGUUGAUAUUUUUCCACACCAUAGUCGUACUUGGUAACAGAGGUGGGAGAAAAUUAGCAGAUAAGCUUGCUUGACAGUUCCUUCAGCAUAUUUUCUACACCAUCGAAUGAGUAGCAGCAGUUAAGUUUGAAGGUGGGUGUUUCCUUUGACGGGCAGUGACUAAACUAAAAUCAUCAAAAUUUUGUGUGGGAAGAUCCCAAUUAACUUGGUUUAGUACUGUUGUUAGGUCUGCUGUCCCAACAGUGAGAUACCACAGUUUUCAACGUUUCGUCAUCAUAAGCCUGUCCUCAAGCUCGAACUGGCCGCCUCCCUGUAUCUUAAUUUCUUGCAUUAAACCUUUGAAAUAUAGCAUCCUAACAAAAUAACAAUCCGUUCUUAUCAACUUCUUUACAAGUUAAUUAGCUAAUUCUCUAGUCUUCUCCUCUUAUAUAUAUGCAUAGAGAGAGACACACACACACACACCUGCUUGUAGAACCUGCCUUGCCUACGAAGUUUGCACUCUCUAGAUUAAUAUGAGUUCUCAAGCACAGACACGAACCAGGGCUCACCAACCAUGUGCUGCUUGUAGAAUGCUACGAAGGAGAUGCGACAGCAAUUGCAUGCUCGCCCCAUAUUUUCCAGGUGAUGAAGCUGAGAAAUUUUUUGGGGUUCAUAAGGUGUUUGGUGCCAGCAAUGUUAUCAGAAUGAUUCAGAUGGUGGACGAAUCAAAAAAAGAAGAUGCUGUUAAAGCAAUCAUCUAUGAAGCAACAUCAAGGCUCAGAGACCCUGUAUAUGGAAGUGCUGGAACAAUAUUCCACCUGCAAAGGAUGGUUGAAGAACUCAAGAUGCAGGUGGAGUCCAUGAGAGCUCAAGUAGUUCAGCUGCAAGAACAAAGAAACCAGUUGUUGGGCAUUCUGAUGAACGUCCGCCACCUUGAUUCCACCUCCUCGGUUCAUGACAGCAAGUUUGAUGGUGGCAAUUUCAUGUUGGAUGAAGAUUCAAUGGCUUAUGAUCCCAUGACAUUUUUCACAGAAAAUGACUGGACUUUCUGAUGGGAAAUAAAGAGUCCCAGUAAAGUAGUAUUAAACAUUUUCUUUCAUUCAGCUAGAUCUCAGGAAAAAUCUUUUAGCACUGUAUUAGGAGUAUUAAAUUAAGAAAAUGGGUUUUAAAAGUUAUGAUGAAAUUUAUGGGAGCAUAUACUGAGACUUGGUGUACACUAAGAAACAAGAACAUUGCUUGAAAAGAAAUUAAAGUGGGAAUUAAAAAACAAACCCCACCAGCCUAACUAAUGCUGCCAGUGCCUAACUAAUGCUGAUCUAUGUCCCAUCUGAAGAGAAUUGUAUUAAUUAACAAACAGCUCAGAGAAUUUUAAUGU
This is a messenger RNA of Populus trichocarpa (black cottonwood), 2451 nucleotides long. Its product is annotated as LOB domain-containing protein 1. The record is from RefSeq and is a predicted model, not a curated record. The coding region runs from base 1610 to 2128 and encodes 172 amino acids. Lineage: Eukaryota; Viridiplantae; Streptophyta; Magnoliopsida; Malpighiales; Salicaceae. The transcript has 2 exons.